AGCGAGUGGUGGUUUCCUAAGCUGGUCGCAAGAAUAAGACGUUUUCAUUGUCGCACGAGUGUGGAGGCUCGUUAAAGCCGGUAGUUGAGGCGCUGAGGGGAGCUGUAGUGCGAGUGUUCGAGGAUUCGCUUUGUACAUUUAAAGUGAAGUUUACUGCUAAAAGAUGGCAGACCCAGAUGUCCUCACCGAGGUUCCUGCAGCAUUGAAGAGGUUGGCCAAGUAUGUGAUCCGGGGGUUUUAUGGCAUUGAACAUGCUUUGGCCUUGGACAUCUUGAUCCGGAACCCUUGUGUGAAAGAGGAGGAUAUGCUGGAGCUGCUCAAGUUUGAUCGGAAGCAACUUCGAUCAGUUUUGAAUAAUUUAAAGGGAGACAAGUUCAUCAAAUGCAGAAUGAGAGUAGAGACUGCUGCAGAUGGGAAAACCACUCGCCAUAACUACUACUUUAUCAAUUACCGUACUCUUGUUAAUGUGGUAAAAUACAAAUUGGACCACAUGAGAAGGAGGAUUGAAACUGAUGAGAGAGAUUCCACCAACCGGGCUUCCUUCAAGUGUCCUGUCUGUUUUAAUACUUUUACAGAUUUAGAAGCUAAUCAGCUCUUUGAUCCUAUGACAGGAACUUUCCGCUGCACUUUUUGUGGCACAGAGGUAGAAGAAGAUGAAUCAGCAAUGCCCAAAAAAGAUGCACGCACACUUUUGGCAAGGUUUAAUGAACAAAUUGAACCCAUUUAUGCUUUGCUUCGGGAGACAGAGGAUGUGAACUUGGCCUAUGAAAUACUUGAGCCUGAACCUACAGAAAUACCAGCUCUGAAACAGAGCAAGGACCGUGCAGCAGCUACUGCUGGAGCUGCUGGCUUGGCAGGUGGGCACCACCGGGAAGCAUGGGCCACCAAAGGUCCCUCCUAUGAGGACUUAUAUACUCAGAAUGUUGUCAUUAACAUGGAUGACCAAGAAGAUCUUCAUCGGGCCUCACUGGAGGGGAAAUCUGCCAAAGAGAGACCCAUUUGGUUGAGAGAGAGCACUGUCCAAGGAGCAUAUAGCUCUGAAGAGAUGAAGGAAGGUGGCAUAGAUAUAGAUGCAUUUCAAGAUCGCGAGGAAGGCCGUGCAGGGCUGGAUGACAACGAGGAGGUUAUGCGAGCACUGCUCAUUCACGAGAAGAAGACCCCCUCUGCCACUUCGGGCUCAGUGGGGGCGGCUGCUCCUGUGACCACUGCCAAUGGCAGUGACUCAGAGAGUGAGACCAGUGAGUCAGAUGAUGACUCUCCCCCUCGUUCAGCAGCUGUGGCUGUGCAUCAUCGAGAAGAGGACGAGGAGGAUGAUGAGUUUGAGGAGGUAGCAGAUGACCCCAUUGUUACGGUGGCUGGUCGUCCAUUCUCCUACAGUGAAGUGAGCCAACGGCCAGAGCUGGUGGCACAGAUGACACCGGAGGAGAAGGAAGCAUACAUAGCAAUGGGACAACGCAUGUUUGAGGACCUCUUUGAAUGAGCUCUUUCUACCCUUUCCUCCUUCCUGUAAUGUUCAUUUCAAAAAGAAAUUUCUUGUCUUUGAAGAGAAGUAUUUAUGUGGCUUUCUGCCCUUCUUAAUGUAAAGGACUGUUAAUCUUGAGCAAAAAAACAAUGGGAGAUAAAGAUUGAUUUUUAUGACAGAAACUUUCCCAAAAGGUAGGUUGGCUACAAGCAUUCCCUUCCCUGGUAUUACUACAGUAUUAGUAUUUUACUGUAUUUUUUUUAAUCAAAUCAUUUUCCUUUUCUUUUUAAGACACAUCCUUCCUCCUUGUGAAAUAAGUGAGGUGAGUCUGUAAGGUAAAUUCUUCCUGGCUUUCUGCAGAAACCCACUAUGAUGGGUUGCAGUAAUUCACUGAUCACAUUUUUUAAAUCUAUCCUGAGCAAGCAUUCUGAAUGAUUCCUAACAAAAAGCAGCUUGCCAACAGCAAAUCAUUUGAUGAGGGAAAAAACAAUCUUAAAACUUCAUACUGCCUCACAAUUGAGGAUGGUGUCAAGAAGUAAGGGGAAGUGGGAAUGUGUGCCAAAGAGGGAUGGAUAUGCCUAAAUCUCAUGAUUAAUAUCUAAACCAAAAUGUGUGCAUUUAGAACUGACCUGACUGGUAGAUUCUUUUGUUUUGCUUAUUGCCUCUUGGUUUGUACAUUAGAUGAUAGAAAACAGAAAGUGUGCUUGGUAAACGCUUACAAAGAAAUUAGAAAAAAAUGUGGAUAUAUGACAAUGAGUUCAUAUAAAGUGUUGAAAAGUAAAGAGCAUUGGGAAUAGUACCUUUUAGAAUUGCUGAGUUUGUGCUGAUUUGGAAAUCCUUUAUAGAAAGCUGUGACUGGUUCCUUUCUUUUUCCCUUCUUCUACAGUUCUAUAAAUUGUUUCAUGAGGGCAUUUCAGCAGAAAUCAGCAUAUAACAACUGAUUACUCCCCUCUUUUUCUCUCAACACCAUUGAAUGCUAUCUUUGCUUCUCUCUUGAUUGUUGUCAGACACGGUGUUUUAGAGUACAUCAUAUAUUGUUGAGCAUUUAACCUCAAUGAACAGUUUAUUUUCAGUUCUGAUAUGUAACAUGGUAUUAUUUCCUAAGGCAGAACUUUAAAAAUAAGGAACUUUAAUACAAGGAUCUAUAGCAAUUGUAUAUUUUGUAAUAUUUCCCCUUGCAUUGUAAUUUUUAAGUAUUUAUCAUUUUAUAGUACAUGUGUGAAUUAAGAUAGAUUUUAGAGUUACUUGAGCCUUGUAUGAAGUGAUGUUUCAUUUACCUGGGUUGUAUUAAUGACUACGUAUUGACAAACUAUUUUAUACUGAUUGAAAUUUGUUAAUUUCCAGCUCUGUAACAUCUUGGAGCAUAAUUAAAAUGAAUAUUCGUCCCAUUAAAAAA
Phyllostomus discolor (pale spear-nosed bat) is the source of this 2858-nucleotide messenger RNA. RefSeq names its product general transcription factor IIE subunit 1 (gene GTF2E1). Gene Ontology annotation, biological process: transcription open complex formation at RNA polymerase II promoter; transcription initiation at RNA polymerase II promoter. The transcript has 5 exons. Bases 164 to 1480 code for a protein of 438 amino acids. Gene Ontology annotation, cellular component: transcription factor TFIIE complex. Lineage: Eukaryota; Metazoa; Chordata; Mammalia; Chiroptera; Phyllostomidae. The record is from RefSeq and is a predicted model, not a curated record.